Populus nigra (black poplar) is the source of this 1136-nucleotide messenger RNA. Its product is annotated as cell number regulator 6-like. The coding region runs from base 117 to 809 and encodes 230 amino acids. The transcript is spliced from 3 exons. NCBI's taxonomy places the organism in Eukaryota, Viridiplantae, Streptophyta, Magnoliopsida, Malpighiales, Salicaceae. The record is from RefSeq and is a predicted model, not a curated record.
AUUCCUAGCAAGACCUAUCUGUCACAUAAUUUUCAAAGAAAUUAAUUUUAUUAUUAGAAUUUUCUGAGAAUUAAAUGCAUGUUUUUUGGAAGGAAAGCAAAACUUGAAGUGAUUGCAUGCAUUUUUGUGAUGUAGAAGCUGGAGUAUGUACUUUUAUUAUUGAUUUAUCUUUCAGGUUUUUUGGUGUACAGAGGAAGUGCAUUGAAUGUGGACAAUAUCUACCAGAAAGGUAUGAGCCUCCUGCUGAUGAAGAUUGGACGACCGGGAUUCUUGGCUGCCUUGAAGAUACUGAUAGUUGUUUCACAGGAUUAUUUUGUCCAUGUGUGUUGUUUGGAAGGAAUGUUGAACUGAGAGAAGAUAUUCCUUGGCCCAGUGCAUGUGUUGGUCAUGCAGUGUGUGUAGAAGGUGGAAUUGCACUUGCAGCAGCCACUGCUUUCUGGAAUGGUAUUGAUCCUAACACUUCAGUUCUCAUUUGCGAAGGCCUCUUAUUUGCAUGGUGGGUUUGUGGCAUUUACACUGGCCUCUUUCGAGAAUCACUGCAGAAGAAAUAUCAUCUCAAGAAUUCUCCGUGUGAUCCAUGCAUGGUGCACUGCUGCCUGCAUUGGUGUGCCUUGUGUCAGGAGCACAGGGAGAUGAGGAACCAUCUGUCUGACCCUGCUGAUAUGCAGAUGACUGUUGUUAACCCUCCUCCCGUUCAGGAGAUGAAAUCUGGCGAGAGCCAGGAUUCUGCUUCAUCUGCACCUGAUGCUCCGUCUGUACAAUCUUCUGGAAAUGUUGAACAUACUGGUUUAGAGAUACAGCCUGUGUAGGAUUAUGGUACAUCAUACACGGAUUGGACGAAGAGCUGACUUCUUUUUAUAAUGUUCUCAUUACGUUAUCUUACAUUAAUCCUUUGUCGGGGUCUUCAAGUAGAGCAAUUCAAGCUGGAAAUAUGCAUGAUGGUGAUUGGACUUGGCCCUUACUCUAGCAGCAAAAUUUGCUAUGAAUGCCAAUGAUUGAACUACACUUCAUAGCUCAAGCCAUUUGGUUACUUAAUUUGCUAAUUUAAUCUGUGACUUCACUCAUAUGACGCUUUGUAAUAUGUAUGAUGAUUGAUCAGAAUUCUACAGUGAAUUUCGAUUGUAUUGUUGAGCUCU